Peronospora farinosa is the source of this 1752-nucleotide messenger RNA. The record is from the annotation of a GenBank genome assembly. NCBI's taxonomy places the organism in Eukaryota, Oomycota, Peronosporomycetes, Peronosporales, Peronosporaceae.
AUGACGCUACUCAAACUAUUUUUUGCCAUUUUCGUGUCGCUUCAUGUAGUGACGGGAAUCGAAUACACCGACAAAGGCAUUGCCAUUGUCGGUACGACUGAGCCUUUCCAUAUCGACGUCACCGCUGGCGCUUCUCGAGAAGAUAUAAUCUCGUACGAGUUUGCCUCGUACAUUGCCGUCCACUUUGCCGGAUUUAAUCUGCCGGAUGGAGAUUCCGUGGUGAUCAGCUCCGUUAACCUCAGCUCUACCAUCUCACACACCUACACCGGUCGAGGACGUGAUCAGAGUGGAACAUUCAUCGCCAGCUUCAUCCCGGGCAACUCCGUCACAGUUACUUACAAAUCCGUCGGGGUCGCUACUACAAGUCAAGGGUACCGCAUGACGGGAUUUUCCCGUGGAUACCCGACCAUGCGCCACGAAACGCUCUGUGGUGACGGAGACCAGUCCUUGCCUGCCAAAUGCUACGGCCCAGGCUCCUAUUUGUCCGACACACUGCCUCAAGCCUAUCAGAAGUCUCAAGCUAUCGCUCGUAUACUGAUCAAUGGCACUUAUCUGUGCACAGGUUGGCUUGGAGGUAGCGAAGGGCAUCUAUUCACGAAUCGACACUGCUUCGAGCAAGAAGACUGGGCGCUCUCUACAGACAUCGAGUUCGUUGCUGAGAGCUCGUCAUGCAGUGACCUGUGCGAGGAGCGACUUGGUUGUCCUGGAAAACUCGUGGCGACGACUUCGACAUAUAUCGCUGGCAGCACCGAUAUCGAUUAUGCGAUAGUACAACUACCGACCUGCGUUGAUCUCUCGCCGUACGGGUAUCUCCAGUUACGUGAGUCUGGACCGGUAGUGAACGAGUCGAUUUACGUGCCGCAGCACGCGGAUGGCUUUGCAAAGCGCAUUGUGAGCACUGUCGAUGGUGGAGACAGCUCAACGAUUCACAGUGUCGGUGAAGAUGGAGCAUGCGGAGCGAAACAGGUGGGGCACGACGCAGAUACGAAAGUAGGUUCAUCGGGGUCACCACUGAUCGCUUCUAGCGAUAACUUGGUGGUUGCGAUUCAUCACUGUGGUGGAUGCACGAACAGAGCGAUUAACGUGCGUACGAUGCUGACCGACUUGGCAGCGAAGAACAUUUCAAUCAAGAAUCUCGUGGCGAAAGAUGGUGUGGGCCAAAGUAGUCAGCCCUUGUACGCUCAGACACCGUGCACGACUCAAUUCUUGAGAGACGCCACUUGCACAGGACAGAAUUACACAAUGCUGUGUGGACACAUGACGAACCAGGGAUCCAGUCGCACGAGCUUGGCGACGACGCCUUCGUAUAGAACGAACACUGCAACAACCACAUCGAUAGCAACGGAUGCAAACACUACGAGCACCGCAGUCGUUGCCUCAAACGAAACGUCGUCUACGACGUCAGCAGCAACAAACCGCUCGCACACAUUAUCACUUCUAGCUACAGCAUCAAUAUCGCCUCCAACCGGCACGACGGUGUCGAACGUGUCGACGAAAGCAUCGUCAACGUCAACAACAACGUCUCAAAGCACGGCGACGGCUGCCUCAAUGGCGACAUCAACAAAAUCAACAGAAAUCACACACACUCCAUCCACAGCAACGAAGGCGUCUUCAGCCUCAGUGAGCACAAAAAAGUCGAGUAACUUUUCAGAUACAACGACGACGAGCUCUACGACAACCAUUUCAAAUGCCGCUGCGACCUCAACGACUGUCAAUGCAAAGGCAGAGACUGUAUCUUCAACACCACAGUAA